Molecule: messenger RNA, 819 nt
Organism: Ogataea angusta
Lineage: Eukaryota; Fungi; Ascomycota; Pichiomycetes; Pichiales; Pichiaceae
Exons: 1
Coding region: 1-819 (272 amino acids)
Molecular function (GO): catalytic activity
Source: RefSeq, a predicted model, not a curated record
AUGGGCGACCUAGAGACUGUUGCAAAUGAGGUGAUCCAGAAGCACCUGAAGGAUCCGUUUGACUAUGAAAAAGUGCACUUCGAAGUUCUCUCCACCAUCAGGUACGACCCUCUGCUGUAUUCCGGAGGCUUGAGCUUACCAGAAGCUCUCGUUUGUUCUCCGCUCGACCAAUCGUUCUUCUUGUUUCUGGGCUACCAUGUUGACAGACUGAACGAGACUGCGGAGUUCUUUGAGCUCCCGGUCCGGAAGUUAGACUCAUCGUUGCUGGUAGCUCAACUGUCUCAGGCACUCUACGAUAAAGAUGUGUACCAAGCCCACAAGAUGCGGUAUCUACUAGGCAAAGCUGGACAGGUUGAAAUACAAGCUAUUCCGAUAGCCACUCCGUUGAACCUGGAUAUCAAUUGUCCUCCGACCUGGACAGUGUACCUGGACUCUGAACCGACAAUAAUCUCUCCAUUUACCUCCUUCAAAUCCACUUACCGCAAUCAUUACGCGGAAGCCCGCAAGCGGAAAAUCCCUCCUGAUGUAGGAAAUGCUGAUGUGCUGCUAUUUAACCACGCGAACCAGAUCACCGAGACAUCGAUCUGCAACAUAGCUGUGCUUCGCAACGAUAAGAAUCCAUUGACAGGCGAGAUCAUUACCAAGUGGACUACACCUCCGCUUUCGUCAGGCUGUCUCUGUGGAGUUACAAGAAGAUACCUGCUGGAGAAGGGCUUGAUAGGCGAAGGGGUGGUCAUGAAAAACAGCAUAAAAGACGGCGAGCAGGUUUUGCUAUUCAACGGCAUCAUGGGUGUAGUCAAAGCCGUGAUUAAAAUCUAA